AUGAAGGACAUCGAAUACAAUCACUGGAUACUGGUUGUAUUGGACAUUAAGAGUUCCUGUGCAUCGUAUUGGGACUCCAUGUCCACUGCACGCGCAAAAAGGCACAGGAUACAUAUGCUUAGCACACUGUUGAAGAAGCUUGAUAAGUUGCUGUUGAGGACGAUGGAUGAUGUGCAUUCUGGCCGACCUGUUUUUGAAGUUUUCAAUAUAGUGCCUGCCGGAAAACUCCCGCAACAGGACAAUGGACAUGAUUGUGGUAUUUUUGUCAUGAGGUUUAUGGAGUACAUUGCAUCUGGACAAUCUCCUCCCUCGACCUAUAUAGUCGACCAUAAUGAGAGAUUCUGA
Messenger RNA from Humulus lupulus (European hop), 345 nucleotides. RefSeq lists its product as uncharacterized. NCBI's taxonomy places the organism in Eukaryota, Viridiplantae, Streptophyta, Magnoliopsida, Rosales, Cannabaceae. Gene Ontology annotation, biological process: proteolysis. The record is from RefSeq and is a predicted model, not a curated record. Gene Ontology annotation, molecular function: cysteine-type peptidase activity. The coding region runs from base 1 to 345 and encodes 114 amino acids. The transcript has 3 exons.